Messenger RNA from Formica exsecta, 2438 nucleotides. Its product is annotated as odorant receptor 63a-like. The record is from RefSeq and is a predicted model, not a curated record. Gene Ontology annotation, molecular function: olfactory receptor activity; odorant binding. Gene Ontology annotation, biological process: sensory perception of smell; detection of chemical stimulus involved in sensory perception of smell. Lineage: Eukaryota; Metazoa; Arthropoda; Insecta; Hymenoptera; Formicidae. The coding region runs from base 1010 to 2212 and encodes 400 amino acids. The transcript has 8 exons. Gene Ontology annotation, cellular component: plasma membrane.
AUUGCAACAAAUAAGAGAGAUUGAUCGCAACUACUAUAAGAAAAUAACGUAUAGAAUGCUCUUUCUCGUUCACAGUAUUAUUUAUUUUCAUGGUGUCCUCUAUUAUUUAUCUGCAAAUCUUGACAAACAUUCUACUCGUGUUACGCGAUAUUAUUGCUAUAGCAAAUGACACUAUGAAAUAUAUAUAAAAUACUAUUUCAAACCAUGAUGAAUCGAUAGUAAUGAUCUAUCUUUGUAAGAAAUAAAUAUCUUCGCUGCAUUAGUGAAAGUAAUUAAUGUAUGAUAUCUCAAUAAAUAAAUAAAUAAAUUUUAGGUAGCAAAUUGGUAUAUUAAACUUUUUACUUACUUUAAAAAAAUUUACUUUAAAAGUAAAGUGACUUUAAAAACUUUAAUUUAUUUUAGAACAUACUCAGUUUUUACAACUUGUAGAAAAGAAGAUUGUGUUUGCAGCGAAGAUCUAUUUAUAUAGUGAUGCUAUAUGACUGGGACGAUACGCGACUUAUAUUUUUAUUGCUCCUAUUAUGCAUUAGAUCCUUGCAAAUUGUGCUAUAAAAUUGCCGAGUUAAUCAAAGUUAACUAGCCACUUAGAUUCCGAUUGUGGACGCAAGAAGCGAUUUAAGACUAACUGCACCUGUGUUUAUUAAAAGUAACGCACACAUUAAAAAUGUAAAAUUGCAGUUGAACGGCAAGACAGUGCAUGAGGUUUCGCUCUUACUCACGCUAUUAUUACUCGCAUAGUAUCUUCACUGCGUCACGCAAUACCACUUUGCAUAUGUGAGUAUCAUACUGAAAAAAAUAUGCGACAAAUGCUACUACGAGAUACGAGAGAAUGGGAGAAUGUCAGUUUGGUUUUAAGACAAAUAUAUCAUUACGGCGGGGAUAGCUGUGUAUUUCAUAUUUUACAUAUUUGAUUAUUGUGACACUUAAUAAUUUCCGAACUUAGCAAAGGGCCGAUAGUACAUGCAGGAUGUGUCACUCGUAUCACAACCCUCGAGCAAAAAGCUAGGAUAUGCUAGUACAUGUUCUGCGAGAAUACAAUGCCAAUAAAAUAUUUUUGUCACGCUUGGGCCUCUGGCCGUUCCAAAGUAAGCUCGUGAGAAAUUUGUUGCCAAUCUUUUACCUCGUUCUUGAAAUUAGUUACUACCCGUUUGAGAUAUUAAUGGUAUACGAUCAUCAGGACGACGCGCAAAUGGUUUUCGAAGGUUGCUAUCAAUUAGUGAUAACAACUGCUUUCCUAGUACGGUUAUGGAAUGAGAUUUGGAAUCGCAAUAAGUUUCGAUGUUUAUACGAGGCUAUGAACGAUCAUUGGAAUAUAUUCACAAAUGAUUUGGAAGUUCGAAUUCUGAAAAAUUAUUCCAACAUAUCACAAAAGUUUACGAUAUUUUAUUCAAUUAUGAUGUACCUUUUGAGUUCAAUGUUUAUAGUGAUCCCGUUAACACCGGCUUUCUUAGAUAUCGUGUUGCCUCUUAACGAAUCGCGUCCACGAAUCUUGGCGAUCGAUGUCGAAUUUAGAGUAGAUACAAACGAGUAUUUUUUGCCGCUUUUUUGUUACACUACUGCUAUAAUUGUGGUGGGUAUAAGCAUUAUGGUGGGUGCUGACACAAUGCAUUUCACAUGCACCACUCAUGCGUGCAGUUUGUUCGCAAUUAUCGGUGAACAAAUUGAAAACAUGACGUUGAAACUAGAUGUGGAAAAACACGAAUGUUGCAUGUAUAAGGAGCUUAAAUCGUCAGACGAGCAAGCGAUAUAUCAGGAGUACAUUACAUGUUUAAAAAAAUAUCAACUUGCAUUAAAAUUUGUCGAUAUACUGAAUUCGACGCAUCAAACAGUUGCAGUGUUCUUUUUAUUAUUGAUUGGUGCAACCUUAAGUCUGAUUGGAAUUCGAAUCGUCUAUAUAUUAGACCAAAUGGAAGAAAUGCUUAGAUUUACAUUUAUAAUCAUGGGGGCGUUACUACAAUUGAUGAUAAUGUGUUAUUCUGGUCAAAAAUUAAUAGACGAAAGUCAGAAUAUAUUCUACCGAGCAUACGCGGCAGAAUGGUAUAUGUACUCACCGAGACUAAAAUCGCUGUUAAUUACAACACUUUAUCGGAGUAGCAUACCGUGCAGUUUAACUGCAGGUAAAUUAGUUCCGUUGUCGAUGACGACUUAUGCCGCGGUAAGUAUAAUACAAAAUCUCGUAAAUUUAUUACAAUGUAUGAAAAACAACGUAUGAAAUACGCAUUCGUGGUUUAAGGUAAUUCGAGCGGGCAUGUCUUAUUUCACGACAUUCCUAUCGAUCAAAGAUUAAUUAAUCUCGAACGACUCGACUGAUCUCUCGCGACAUCUGUCCCCGCGUUAUUCUUCGAAGAUAAAUUUUUUUUUCGUACGUAAUACAUAGUAUAUAUUUCAUGUAUUGUGUUCAAAUAUGCAAAAAUUUUAUCUAAAAACUUCCUUGUGUA